UGAUUCUACAUGAUAUCUAAUUGUAGCCUGUACAAGCACCCGAAUUCCUUCCAUCUCAAUUUCAUUCAAGAACUUCAUCGUCCACUUAGCAAUUGUGGAUUUCUGGACAAAUAAAGUGCCCUCUAUCGUCAAGUUCCCAUGUUCGGCCCGUUCGUUCUCCAAUGGCGAGCACCAUCUCCCAACCCUCCAAGACCACCGCCGCCGCCAGCGGGUAUCAAACGUACAUAUGUGACCACGACUUCUGGCCCGCUGGAACUACUUUCUGCCAUUCCCGAUUCAACGUCAGACUCUAAACCACCUCUCUUCUUUGCGCACGGUGGGUUUGGUUGUGCUGAAAUGUGGAUUCCAUAUUUGCAGUAUUUCUCUUCUCAGGGCUACCCAUGUUACUCUAUAAGCUAUCGUGGCCACGGUAACUCCUGGUAUCCAGGCUUAUGGAGAAUGUAUUUCACGAGUCGCGGGACCAUGGGCAGUGAUCUCGUCGCAGGGAUCGAGCACGUCGAGAAGCUUGAAAAGGCGCGACGAAAAGUGCAAGAGAAUGUAAAGGUCAUUUUGAUCGCUCAUUCGGCUGGCGGUGCACUCAGCCAGUACAUUCUCAGCAGAGGGCUGGUCAAAGUGCAGGGAUUCUGCAUGUUUGCAGCCGUACCUGGAUUCGGAUCAUGGAGUGCAUACAAGUUCUGGGCUCUGACAGCGCCCUUUCACUUCCCGUAUCGCCUUUACCAUCCACGGUACAUUCUGGCAAACACGCAACAGGUGCAUGAUGCAUUUUUUUCUCCAUCUACGCCAACUUCGGUUGUCAAAUCGUUAGAACGAUUAUUGUCGCCCUAUGAGAGCAUGCUUUGGCCGAUGCAGGCUCUAUUCCGAUUCGUCACGGGUGCAGAUGUGCUGUCGUCGAUCACAGGGUGGCGUUUGCAAAAAAGCAACUCUUCCGCCUCCAAGCUGAGCAACAGAUUCCUCGUGAUAGCAGCGGAGAAAGAUGUAUUAUGUACGCCUUCAUUGUUGGAAGAUGCAACCCAACGAUAUCGAGCCGCAUUCCGCGAUAUGGUCCAGAGGAAAAAGGUAGAUGGGAUCUCUGAACGAGAUCUCGAUGAAACAAGCGGUGUAUCUUUCAAGGUUGUCCCGGAAUUGGGACACCACCUUCAAAACCACGUUGGUUGGGAACGGGGAGCAGAAGAGGUGCUCGAUUGGGUGAAGUCUUUGUGACAGAGUGCAAACGCAUGUUUUUUCCAACUCGACAGCGUCGUUCUAAACAUUGCUUAGCUUCCACUCCGCUCCGAAAAAUGUUAUCUGAUGUCAUGAAUGGUAUUGCCUAUACAUUGUACAAUGUAUUGAAUAAUUGUACAUUAUUUCUGGUGUUUUUGCAAUGUGCAGCCUAGGGUCGCUUCAUAUAGAAUGCAAUAUAACCCCCUACCAAUUUCGG
Messenger RNA from Aaosphaeria arxii CBS 175.79, 1417 nucleotides. RefSeq names its product alpha/beta-hydrolase. Bases 139 to 1200 code for a protein of 353 amino acids. Lineage: Eukaryota; Fungi; Ascomycota; Dothideomycetes; Pleosporales. The transcript is spliced from 2 exons. The record is from RefSeq and is a predicted model, not a curated record.